AUGGCUGAUAUCGAGAAGCAGUCACCGUCACAAGUCAACAAGUCAAGUCUCGACUCUUCAUCCUCUCAGUGCCCUCUUCACCCCAGUUCGCACUCUGCAGAAUGCUGCAGUACCCCUCUCUCGGAUGCAUCCUCGCCACAUAACCAGCAAGCGUGGUUAACGGUCGCUGGGUCAUUCUUAGCACUGUUCUGCUCCUUCGGUCAGAUGAUCGCUUUUGGCACAUUUCAGUCCUGGUACUCUGGCAACCAACUUUCGUCUAUGUCAAGCUUUAACAUAUCUUGGAUCGGUUCAUUGCAAUUAUGCGUUUUCUUUUUCAUGGGUGGUCCUGUUGGGCGUAUAUUUGAUGCUUGGGGCCCUUCACCACUCUUGAUACUGGGCACAUUGAUUUCGGUGCUUAGUCUUGUCUUCACCAGCGUCGCCUCUCAGUAUUAUCAGUACCUGUUAGCUCAGGGAGUUCUGUUUGGACUGAGCGUCGCUCUGCUCUUCUAUCCCUCGGUUUCUUCUGUUGCGACUCACUUUACCAACUAUCGUGCUACAGCUAUUGGAAUUGCCUCGGCUGGAUCUGGUCUUGGCGGCGUUGUGUACCCGAUUAUGCUCCGCUUCCUUUUUCGUAAAAUUGGUUUUGCUUGGGGGGUCAGGGCUUCGGCACUCCUCUCUGCCGUAUCAGGUGCACUGGCAGCAUCCACCAUCUCUGCUCGACGUGCGGGCAAAACGCGACCAUUUUCGCUCCAGGAUUUUCAAUUAAUCAAUGAUAGACGGUUUCUACUUCUCGUUGUUGGUUCGUUCUUUGUUUGUUUAGGCAUCUUUAUCCCCUAUUUUUAUAUAUCCGAUUACACCGAAUCCUUGGGCAUCAGUUCCGAUGUUGCCUUCUACGUAUUAUCCAUAAUGAAUGCCGGAAGCAUACUGGGCCGCAUCGCGCCGGCUUGGUUGUCCGACAAGAUAGGGCGGUUCAACCUUCUUUGUCCCACGGCAUUCUUUUCCGGCUUCAUUUGCCUUCUGUUCUGGACGUUCGCCGAUAAUUUGGCCGCCGUAGCGACUUUUUCUACAAUUUACGGCUUUCUAUCUGGGGCGUUUGUUUCCGUAGUGACACCUUGCGUUGCCCAGAUAUCUGACAUGGAAGAGAUGGGCACGCGCAUCGGUGCUCUUUACACUUUUGUGUCUAUUCCGGCCUUGACCGGUGGCCCCAUUGCUGGCGCACUGCUUCAAUCACAAAAAGGAUCUUUCGUGGCCGCCAUCGCAUUCGCUGGAUCGAGCAUGGUCCUAGGUUCAUCGUUCCUGCUAGCUUCAAAACUCAGUAUCGACCAACGGUUUUUCCAUCGGGUCUGA
Pisolithus orientalis is the source of this 1326-nucleotide messenger RNA. RefSeq names its product major facilitator superfamily domain-containing protein. Gene Ontology annotation, molecular function: transmembrane transporter activity. The transcript is spliced from 6 exons. The record is from RefSeq and is a predicted model, not a curated record. Gene Ontology annotation, cellular component: fungal-type vacuole membrane. Gene Ontology annotation, biological process: transmembrane transport. Bases 1 to 1326 code for a protein of 441 amino acids. NCBI's taxonomy places the organism in Eukaryota, Fungi, Basidiomycota, Agaricomycetes, Boletales, Pisolithaceae.